GCCCGAUUCACUAGCUUUUAUUGUGUUAUUUCGUAGAAACAAUUUUUGUUUAUACAAUUGGAAAUCCGUUGGAUAGUACAUUUGUGGCAGUUGAGCAAUGGUCAAGAAUACCUUUGGAUUCGCUGUGGCGAUAUUUACGGCUUGUUAUGCAGAUUUGCACAAAAACCUCCAACAGAGCUGUGACGUAGAAUAUGGUCUUGAUGACUUUAUUGAUGACGAAAUAUUAGUCGUGUAUGACGGUGCGCAGCUGUCGCGCACCUGCAAGGUAACGUUCGAGCAGGAAUACAGCCUUGAAAAUCUGUGCGUGGAGGCGGAGAGAUUUAACGUUGCUGACGAGCAUGAGGACGUUACGUUGGAGUAUCACUCAAGGUUCUACAGCCCCGCCGUCCCCGACAAGAUCUACACGAAGUACGACACGCCCAUCCCCGACUGGUGCUCGUCGUCCAGUCGGAUCAUCAUCUCCUUUGACUCGAGCACCACGAGGCGCGGGGACGCGGACAUUAGACUCAGGGUUUACAAACAGGACUCCGGUGCCGAGAAUUUUGCCGACGAUAUGAUAUCGGCUGCCAGUCCGGUGGUGUUAGUUGUCGCCGGUGUUGUUGGUGGAGUGAUCAUACUGUGCAUCAUAAUUUCCGCCGUGGUCGCCCUCAUCUGUUACCGCCGACGACGGAGUCGGGCUGGGCACGUGCACUCUCCAGCUACACCUUCCACUGUCGCUCAUCAGCCCCAGCACAGGCCACACUUUUCUGGUAACCAUGGGCAACCGCAAGCUGGUAACCCCGCCCAACAAUCGUACUGGAAUCAGCUACAGACCAGCUACCCCACCGACCAGCCGUGCGGCCACCAACAACAGAAAACCCAGCCCCACCAGCAGUAUGUCAGCAAGCCUCAUUACCCGGCAUACUCCCCAAUAAGUCAGUGUCCGGAAGAGGUCGCACCGUCGGCUCCCACUCCCAACCACCAGAUAUAGUCUCCCGUUUUGGGGAGGCAGUUCGCGUUGCCUUGUCCUGGGAGUAAAAUGGAAAUCCAUUUUUUUAAAAUAAAAACCGAAAACGGAAAACAAAAAAUGAAGCAACUUCCAUUCAUUAUCUUCUACAGAGAUAUAUGGUUAUAUGGUGAUUAGAAUUGUUUUUCAUGAUGUAAUGAAUGUUAAGAAACUCGUCGCCAUAUCUAAGAUUUUCAUCACGUCGACCAAACAUAAUGCCGUAACUACAACGCCAAAACAUAGCAACUUGUUGCCAAAUAAUAAGUAUCCAUAGCCAGGAUUAAGUAUCUCGUCGCCAGGAAUAAGUACCUCGUCGCCAGGAAUAAGUAUCCCGUCGCCCAGGAGUAAAUAUAGAGCCGUCAAGAAUAAGUACCUCGUCGCCAGGAAUAAGUACCUCGUCGCCAGAGUUUAGUAUCACGUCGCCAGGAAUAAGUAUCCCGUCACCAGGAGUAAUUAUCUCGCCACCAGGAAUAAGUAUCUCGUCGCCAGGAAUAAGUAUCUCGUUGGUUACUCGUUGUCAGGAUUAAGUGUCUCGUCGCUAGGAUUAGUAUCUUGGAAUUACUUAUAUUGUCGCAGAAAAAAAAUUCGUUCCAGGAUUUAGAUUUGGCGCCAUGAUUUAAUACUUUGUCGUCAGGUUUAAGCAAUUUGUGGCCAUGAAGGAGUACCUCGUCGCUAUGAAAUCUAUCAUAUGACCGCCAAAAUAUAGAUAAUAAAAUGCAUGAUGGCCGGGAUUUUCGUCGCAAAGAAAUUGACAUGGUCAUUGGCAUUGUACUUUUAUUAUCGCGUCUCAGCACAUUUACAUCUCAAAGUUCAUGUAUGUAGCCAGGCUAAAACAUAUCGUUGCAUAUAUAUAUACGUUUGUGACUAGAA
Messenger RNA from Mya arenaria, 1855 nucleotides. RefSeq lists its product as uncharacterized. NCBI's taxonomy places the organism in Eukaryota, Metazoa, Mollusca, Bivalvia, Myida, Myidae. The coding region runs from base 98 to 970 and encodes 290 amino acids. The transcript has 7 exons. The record is from RefSeq and is a predicted model, not a curated record.